This is a messenger RNA of Tachyglossus aculeatus (Australian echidna), 1478 nucleotides long. Its product is annotated as phosphorylated adapter RNA export protein-like. The record is from RefSeq and is a predicted model, not a curated record. The transcript has 5 exons. The coding region runs from base 14 to 1195 and encodes 393 amino acids. Gene Ontology annotation, cellular component: nucleus. Lineage: Eukaryota; Metazoa; Chordata; Mammalia; Monotremata; Tachyglossidae. Gene Ontology annotation, biological process: snRNA export from nucleus.
GCCCGAAGGGAUCAUGGCGCUGGAAGCCGGGGGGAUGGAAGAUGGGGAGCUGUCCGGUUCCGACUCCGACAUGACGGUCGCUCAGUCGGACAGGCCGCUGCAGACCUCGCCUCCAUCGAAGGUGUCAGCUGGAGGCAUCUCAGCCAGGUCUUUCUCAAGCAGCAUUACAGCAUGUCCCCAGGUAACUCAUUAUCGGGCAAUUAAAGGCGAGGACUCCAGUGAAGAAAGCGUAUCUGAUUCAGAUGAGGACAGUUCCCUGUGGAAACGAAAGCGCCAGAAGUGUUUCAACCUUCCUCCCAAAGCGGAACCUUUUCAGUUUGGUCAGAAUAGUCAGAAACAGUCUUUUCUGGGAGGGAGGAAGGUGAACAACAUCUGGGGUAUGGUACUUCAGGAACAGACCCAAGAUGCAGUAGCUACUGAACUUGGAAUCUUGGAAAUGGAGGGCAAUAUUGACAAGAGCAGGCAGUCUGAGACCUAUAAUUACUUGCUAGCUAAAAAGAUCAUGAGAGAAUCUCAGCAGGAAACGGAGAAAUUAGACAAAGAGUUGUAUGAAUACAUGCAUGAUGACAAAAAAAUUGAACCAAAAGAGGAGGAAAAUGGAAACAGCCAUCUCAAACGAAAACGGCCCGUGAAAGACAGACAAGAAAUGAAUUAUAAAGGACGGUAUGAUAUUGGUGAAGAGGAUUCUGAGGAAAAAGUGGCAGAUGAAAUUUCCUUCAGACUGCAGGAACCAAAGAAAGACUUGAUAGCCCGAAUAGUGAGAAUAAUUGGGAUUAAAAAGGCAAUUGAACUGCUGGUGGAAACUGCUGAAGUGGAACAAAAUGGUGGACUCUUUAUAAUGAACGGAAGCAGAAGAAGAACACCUGGAGGUGUUUAUCUGAAUUUGUUGAAAAACACUCCUAGCAUAACUGAAGAGCAAAUUAAGGAAAUUUUCUACAUUGAAAACCAGAAGGAAUAUGAAAAUAAAAAAGCGGCAAAGAAGAGAAGAAUACAAGUCUUGGGGAAAAAGAUGAAGCAAGCUAUUAAAGGUCUCAAUCUUCAAGAAUAUGAUGAUGCAUCUCGAGAAACUUUUGCUAGCGAUACAAAUGAGGCAUUGGCCUCUCUGGAUGAUUCACAGGAAGGACAUAGUGAAAUUAAGUUAGAUUCAGAGGAAGCUAUCGAGGUUGAUCAUUCUCACGAUUUGGAGAUCUUUUAAUGGUGUCUUGAAUACUAAAAAAAAUAUAACAACUAAAACAUUAAAAUUAGCCGUUUUAUUGUUGGGACUAUGUUGAUCGUUUUUGUUUACAACAUGGCAAAGAAAAUGUGAGGACUAGAAGAGGAAUUGCUUCAUUUCGUGUUUUGGGCAAUUGAUCUAAUAAGUUCGCUGUGUUUUUUUGUCUGUUGUUUUUGUAUUGGUGUAUAUACUAUUUUCAAUCUGUUUUUGGAUCUCCAAAAUAAACUUUAAAGUGUCUGAGGCCAUUCUCAAUACCUUUGAAAAA